CAAUUGAUCCUGGAUUUUAUCUACCCGGGAACGUAUCUGAACGAUGAGGCUUUUCGCAAAGUCCACACCGAAGGGGCUCUUGAAUAUUGGAAAGUAUUGAGCACGGAGCAUACCUUCCAAUGCAUUGACACCGACACCGGUAAAUUCGCCGGCAUGGCAACAUGGCAAGUCUACUGGCGGGAAAGAACCAAUGAAGAGCGUCAGAAGCCGUGGAUUGGAUGGUUGGAGGGUGACCAGCGAGAGCGUGCCGAAUUUUGGAACAGCUUUGGGAGAAAAGAGAGAAGUGGAUUGGGUCCAAGAAGCAUGUGCUGCCACACAGUUGCAGUGCAUCCAGACUACCAGGGUAGAAGUAUCGGAGCACAGCUUAUGCAAUGGGGAACGAACGUGGCAGAGCAGCUGAACUUGCCAAUUCACCUUGAGUCAACAGUGGAGGGAGUCCCACUGUACCAAAAACUUGGCUUCCAGACUCUCUCGGAGGGUAUCCUGUUCAAGCCCGAAAUUACCAGGGUCGACAAAGAGGUUCGAGCACCACUCAUGGUGAAAAUGCCCACAGCUGCGGGAAACAUGACAUUUGAGAAAUGGGCGACGGACAAGUAUAUCCCUGUAUAA
Molecule: messenger RNA, 609 nt
Organism: Penicillium samsonianum
Lineage: Eukaryota; Fungi; Ascomycota; Eurotiomycetes; Eurotiales; Aspergillaceae
Product: GNAT family N-acetyltransferase
Exons: 2
Molecular function (GO): acyltransferase activity, transferring groups other than amino-acyl groups
Source: RefSeq, a predicted model, not a curated record